Messenger RNA from Apodemus sylvaticus (European woodmouse), 2468 nucleotides. RefSeq names its product alpha 1,4-galactosyltransferase (P blood group) (gene A4galt). The record is from RefSeq and is a predicted model, not a curated record. The transcript has 3 exons. Gene Ontology annotation, biological process: protein O-linked glycosylation. Bases 641 to 1723 code for a protein of 360 amino acids. Gene Ontology annotation, molecular function: acetylglucosaminyltransferase activity. Lineage: Eukaryota; Metazoa; Chordata; Mammalia; Rodentia; Muridae.
CCGCUGGGCUCAAGCCUCCGCCCUCCAGGGCCGCAGUAGUCGCCCUCCGCCGCGGGAGCUGGAGGUGGUCUUGGCAGACCUGAGUAUGAAAGGCCAGGCCAUAGAUUCCUGUUGGCACAGACGAUCAUCUCCUAACCCAGUGCACAUGCCCAGGAUGUCUGCAGGCUGCUAGGACCCCAGCCUCCUUGUCAUGGACUUCCCAGACUGGUCAGUAGCUCUUUAACCUGGAAAGAGCUAGGUGGCCCAAACCCCAUUCCUGUGGGAUGAUGAUUCCGAGAGUCCUGGGAAGGACUCAGUUCUCAGCUCCCAAUAGUGACCUCUUUCCACUCAAAAUUUCUGGUUUCUAAUGUCAAAAUAAUGCACAAUUGCCUGGGUGGUAGUGGUGCUUGCUUUUAAUCUCAGCACCAGGAAGCAGAAGCAGGUGGAUUUCUGUGAGUUCAAGGCCAGGCUGAUCUCUGGUCUACAGAGUGAGUCCCAGAACAUCACAUCCAAGGCUACACAGAGAAAUCCUGUCUCCAAAAACAAAACAAAACCAAAGAAUAAACAAGCCCACAAAACAGAUGCAACUAUCCUCUGGAGUGGCCAAAGGCCUGAGAGAUGUGACUGCAGCCCAGAACAUGCAGCAGACAGGUCAAUCCUUAUGGGCGUCUCCCGUUCCGAUGUGAAGGAGACCAUGUCCAAGCCCCCCGACUGCCUUUCUUGGAUGCUCAAGGCCACCCCCAGACAUCGCAUCUUCACCCUCUUCGUUAUCAGCUUCAAGUUCACGUUCUUGGUCUCCAUCUUGAUCUACUGGCACACUGUGGGAGCACCCAAGGACCAAAAACAACAGUAUAGCCUGCCGGUGGACUUCCCCUGCCCCCAGCUGGCCUUUCCUAGAGUCUCUGCCCCAGGUAACAUCUUCUUCCUAGAGACAUCAGACAGAACCAGUCCCAGCUUUCUGUUCAUGUGUUCUGUGGAAUCGGCGGCCAGGGCACACCCUGAGUCCCAGGUGGUGGUGCUCAUGAAAGGGCUGCCUAGAGACACGACAGCCCGACCCCGGAACCUUGGCAUCUCUCUUCUGAGCUGCUUUCCCAACGUCUGGAUACGACCUCUGGACCUGCAAGAACUGUUUGAGGGCACACCACUGGCAGCCUGGUACUUGGAGGCACAGCACAGGUGGGAGCCCUACCUGUUGCCAGUACUGUCUGAUGCUUCCAGGAUCGCGCUCCUCUGGAAGUUUGGUGGCAUCUACCUAGACACAGACUUCAUCGUCCUCAAGAACCUGCGCAACCUGACCAACAUGCUGGGUGUCCAAUCCCGCUACGUCCUCAAUGGCGCCUUCCUAGCCUUCGAGCGCAAGCAUGAGUUCUUGGCACUGUGUAUACAUGACUUUGUGGCCCACUACAAUGGUUGGAUUUGGGGCCACCAGGGCCCCCAAUUGCUUACCCGAGUCUUCAAGAAGUGGUGUUCCAUCCACAGCCUGAGAGAGAGCCGUGCCUGCCGUGGGGUCACUGCCCUGCCCCCCGAGGCCUUCUACCCCAUCCCCUGGCAGAACUGGAAGAAAUACUUUGAAGACAUCAGUCCCGAGGAGCUGACCCAGCUCCUCAAUGCCACCUAUGCUGUUCACGUGUGGAACAAGAAAAGUCAGGGUACACACCUAGAGGCCACAUCCAGGGCUCUGCUGGCCCAGCUCCAUGCCCGCUAUUGCCCUACGACACACAGAGCCAUGAAGAUGUACCUGUGACAGCCCUCCAGGCCGCAGUCAUAGCGUAUCGACAUCGUCACUGCCCUUCCAGGGAGGCAAGAUGAACAGACAGGAAAAGGGGGCUCCGAGAUGCUGCUGGUGACUUUAGAGGAGACCACGCUGGCCUAGGGACCCUGUGCCACUUCCACACCUGCCCCUCCAGGCCAGAGGGAGAUCUUGGAUACCCUUUGUCUAGUGUUCUAGGCUGCCCGGUGAUUCCAGAAUUACUAGCAUCUGGGGUCUUAAUGGGCUAGAUCACAAGAACACUAAUGAGUGUUCUAAGGUAGCUGGAAAACAGUUGGUUAGAGGUGGGAUCAGGAGUGGAGAUUGGAAAAACCUGGGUAGAAAUGCUAAGGGAAAGCCAGUGGUGGUGCAUGCCUAUAAUCCCAGCACUCUGGGAGGCAGAGGCAGGCGGAUUUCUGAGUUCGAGGCCAGCCUGGUCUACAAAGUGAGUUCCAGGACAGCCAGGGCUACACAGAGAAACCCUGUCUCGAAAACAAAAUCCAAAAAAAAGAGAAAGAAAUGCUAAGGGAAAAGGAUCUGGCUCUCAGCCUCAUGAGCCCAAGGGGAGGGGCAGAGCUGCCUGGGAACACCAUCUUUCCUCCCCUGGGACUCUGCUCUGAAGUUCUGUCACAGCCUGUUCCAGUGUUCAGGGACGUGGAAAUUCUUUAGGCUCAGAAGAAGGGUUUUAACCCCUCUCCCUGUUGUAGACACUGGGGGCUAUAAUAAAAGUGACUCACCAACA